UUUCUGUCUAACUUGACAGUGAGCAGCACAACACCUCCCGUGCAGCGGACUGACGGACUAACCUGACGGCGCAUCCACCGGGAGACACUGUGGAUAUUACCUCAGCGCGGUUUAUAUCCUGACAUUAUCCCCUAGCACGGUUUAGCCUCUUCGGGGCUAAAUAAGGAGGAAUCCUGGAAGCACCCGGAGAACCGCGGAUAUCUACGCGGCAGGGAUGCUUCGUGACCAGCGGCAGGUGUGAGGAGAUGGCGGGGGAGCAGCCGGCGGGCACCGGCCGGGUGGUGUUGGUGAAGAAGAUCAUCAUGAAGGACGGGGCAGCGCUCCAGCAGGGUAUCGGCAGGCCCAGUGUGUAUCAUGCAGUGGUGGUAAUCUUCUUGGAGUUCUUCGCCUGGGGUCUGCUCACCACGCCCAUGCUCACCGUUUUACAUGAAACGUUUCCCCAGCACACUUUCCUGAUGAAUGGACUCAUUCAGGGUGUGAAGGGUCUACUGUCAUUCAUGUCUGCUCCUCUGAUUGGUGCGCUGUCAGACGUGUGGGGCAGGCGGUCCUUCCUAUUAGUCACCGUGUUUUUCACCUGCGCCCCAAUCCCUCUGAUGAGGCUCAGCCCCUGGUGGUACUUCGCCAUGAUCUCCAUGUCUGGAGCUUUCUCUGUCACCUUCUCGGUCAUCUUCGCCUACGUUGCCGAUGUGACGGAUGAAAGAGAGAGGAGUACAGCCUACGGUCUGGUGUCGGCUACCUUCGCGGCCAGCCUGGUGACGAGUCCGGCCAUCGGGGCUUACCUGUCGGCCUGGUAUGGAGACAACCUGGUGGUUCUGGUGGCCACGCUGAUCGCUCUGGCCGACAUCUGCUUCAUCCUGCUUGCCGUGCCCGAGUCUCUGCCGGACAAGAUGAGGCUCAACACCUGGGGGGCGCCUAUAUCCUGGGAGCAGGCAGACCCUUUCGCUUCUCUGAGGAAGGUGGGUCAGGACUCGACGGUCUUGCUGAUAUGUAUCACUGUGUUCCUGUCUUACCUGCCGGAGGCCGGACAGUACUCCAGCUUCUUCCUCUACCUGAGACAGGUGAUAAAUUUCUCCUCCACAACCAUCGCUGUGUUUAUUGGAGUGGUGGGCAUUCUGUCCAUUGUAGCACAGACCCUCUUCCUCACUCUGCUGAUGAGGACUCUGGGUAAUAAAAACACUGUUCUGUUGGGUUUGGGCUUCCAGAUCCUUCAGCUGGCCUGGUAUGGCUUCGGAUCAGAGCCAUGGAUGAUGUGGGCAGCCGGUGCUGUAGCAGCAAUGUCCUCCAUCACCUUCCCAGCAGUCUCUGCUCUGGUGUCACAGUCUGCUGAUCCUGAUAAACAAGGUGUGGUCCAGGGAAUGAUAACAGGAAUCAGAGGUCUGUGUAACGGUCUGGGUCCAGCUCUGUACGGAUUCGUCUUCUUCCUCUUCAACGUCGAGCUCAACACCAUGGACCCCAUCCAAGGAGACUUCAACAUCGACCCCCUGCCUCUGCACAGUCCCACUGAGCGAGCUCUCAUCCCAGGCCCACCUUUCCUGUUGGGGGCGUGUACCGUGGUCGUCGCCUUCCUCGUCGCUCUCUUCAUCCCCGAGAAACCCUCCCCUUCCUCCUCGUCCUCCCACCUGUCCCUCAGCGACAAGCCCCACCCAGACAGCAAAGAGUCGCUGUCCUCGCUGGCUGGCGUUCACAUCAACACGCCGCUCCCCGGCAGCGACGAGGAGACGCCCCCCACCGCCAGCGACGAGGACUUUGAGCCGCUGCUGCAGGACAGUAUCGUUUGAUGGACAGGUGAAAGGACCACAGAGGGUGGGACUAACAUUAUGGUUUGAUUGAUUGACAUUUUGUUACCAGCAAAAAGAACCAGUAACACAUUUUCUUUGCCACAGGGCGGGACUUUUGAUUGUCGGAAGAUUGUGAUUGACAGCGAGAAGCUCCAAUAGUAUUGUUUCUUUGCCUGAGGGCGGGACUAACAUUACUUCACUGAUGAGGAGCAGUGGCAGUAACAUCUUCUGAAUGACCAAUAAAAAUAAUUCUUAAACAAGGUGGCGGGAGCAAAGAGCUGCACAUAAGAUGUCAUCAUUUGAUUGGACAGAAGAGACAAAGAAGAUUAUUUUAGUGAGAGGACGAGGGCGGAGCCACAGGACACCACGGUUAAAAUGGAAACCAUCGUUUGAUUGACAGGUGUUUUUUAUGGAAAGAGGCCCGUUUUGGGAGACGCCCACUUAAAAUGGGAAAGAGAAGUAUUUUUGUGGUUUUAAUGGAAGGAUUAUUGAUUAUCUUUUAAGCUUGAAGUUGUUGAUUGUUUUUGUGAUAAACAAGAAAAGGUGUUUUUACCUUCAGCUGUAUCAUUUUGAAGCCGUAUUUUAAUGCCGUGUUUUAUUUUUUAUCGGUUAUUGUACAAAGGAAACAUGUCUGCAACAUAUUUACAGCAGCCAAAAACAUCAGUGUUGUUUUGUACACUUUUUUUGUUGAUGAAGAACACAUUUUUUGUUACAGUUUUUCUUUUUGGCAGGGUAACGGGAUUUCUAUUCUUUUUAAGUGUACAGUAUCUUUACCUGCCAUGAGCUAUCGACGCUUACAAGGUAUGAAUGUGACGAGCUGAGAGAUGAGUCAACUACCUAAAAUCCAACAUGUCAAAAUAUCACUUUUAAUACUUAUUUUCAUCUCAAAGUAAUUUUCUGUCCAAGUUUUCUCUUUAGUUUUAAUUUCUUGAAAUUUAAUCCAGAACAUGAGAGAGAGAGAGAAUUGUUUUG
Messenger RNA from Thunnus maccoyii (southern bluefin tuna), 2750 nucleotides. RefSeq names its product major facilitator superfamily domain containing 14Ba (gene slc71a2a). Bases 246 to 1778 code for a protein of 510 amino acids. The transcript has 12 exons. The record is from RefSeq and is a predicted model, not a curated record. Gene Ontology annotation, cellular component: membrane. Lineage: Eukaryota; Metazoa; Chordata; Actinopteri; Scombriformes; Scombridae. Gene Ontology annotation, molecular function: transmembrane transporter activity. Gene Ontology annotation, biological process: transmembrane transport.